GUUGAUUGCACGAUUUUUACUUGUUAUUAUACUGCGCAGGGCUAGCUGUUGCCGGUGCAAACUCGUGUCCAGUUGAUCACGCUGGCUGCCCCCUUCCUUUCGUAACACGCAGUAGGCGAAGGAGAGAGGAGAAGAGACAAGACAUGGCGGCGGACCUGUCCCGUGUCCCCGCCGAGGUGCGGGAGAGGAUCAGAGAGCUAGAGGGAGAACUGAAGGAAGGUGACAUCACACAGCAGGGGUUUGAGAAGAAGAAGGCAAAGCUCCUUUCUCCCUAUCUCAACCAGCCAGAGGACGACAGGUCAGAGUCCCCGGCCCCAGCCUACUUCAGGCCUCCCUCCAACACUGGUCACUACUCUGUCCAGGAGAAGACAGCUGACUCCAGAGCAAUGGCGGCGGCAGUCCAGGCAGCCCUGGCCAGUAGAAGCUCCCAGGAAGACAACGUCCCCAUGUCGUCUCGGAGAGCCACCAUGCCAGACACCAGCCUCUCUCCCUCCUCCAGUUUCAUGGACGAGAACGGCAGUGUUUCUUCUUCCGUCGCCAGUACUCCUGUCAAACCUCCUCCUCAGCAGCAGUCGACUCCAACCCCGCCUCCCACUGCCCCCAAGACAACGAGACCACGCCCAAACCCGCCCAACAACCAGGGCUCCCUGCGGAUGGUGAAGGGCGGGAGCAGCGGUGCCGCCAUGAUGACGGGGCCCGAGACCGUCCUGAGCAGUGCCCCGGGCGGGAAGGGUGGAGUCUCGCAGAAGAUCCAGCAGCUGUUGAACACUCUCAAACGGCCAAAGAAGAACAGACGUCCCAUAGAGGAGUACUACCAAGACCAGGACACACUGGCCCCAGAGGAGGACCCGAAUGCACCGAAGCCGGUCGGACCGAACAUGCAGCCGGCAGUUGGUGUCCCAGUGGAGAGUCGGCACCACUGGCACCGGAGUCUGGAGGCUGCCGUCCAACACUACUCCUCCACACUGGCCAAGAGCCCCGCCAUCAGUGUGGUGGACCCUCACGGGAAGGUCUCGGUCGCCGCCACUUACAGUAAGCUCACUAACAGAUCUCAGAGAGUGGCAUCCUACAUGCUGAACAAGCUGGGAGGAGGGAAGAUGGUGCAGCCGGGCGACCGAGUGGCCCUGGUGUUCCGACCUGACGAGGCCGCUCAGUUUGCCACCGCCCUCUACGGCUGCAUCUUUGCGGCUGUCAUCCCCGUCGCCAUCGAGCCUCCAGUCACCAAAGAUGACCCAGGGGGGCAGCAGGUGGGGUUCCUACUCGGCAGUCUUGGGGUGACAGUAGCUCUCACGAGUGAGGCCACGGCCAAGGCACUGCCCAAGGAGGAGGGCAAAGACCACAUCAUACUCUUCAAGGGGUGGCCGAGACUGACGUGGUUUGUAACAGAGCACCUCCCGAAAGUGAGCAAGGACUGGUCCCCACCCCCCAGACCACAGGCCGACGCCCCCACCUACAUCGAGUAUUCAACGAUGAAGGACGGGUCGGCUCUGGGUGUGGCCGUGACGAGGUCUGCUCUACUCACUCACUGUCGCUCCCUCAGCACGGCUUGUCUCUACAAAGAGGGAGAGGUGAUAGUAUGUACGGAGGACCCCAAGAGGUCCAUUGGUCUGUGGCAUGCGGUCAUGACAGCUGCCUACAACGGUCUCCACGUGGUGUACGUCCCCCCUAAUGUCAUGACUACACUGCCCACCGCAUGGCUGCACAUGAUCCAGAGACACAAAGCGACGUGUGUGGUGACAUCCUCACGUGCCCUGAACGGCUGCAUAUCUCUGGCCAACCACAAGGAGUUGAAGGACCUCAACCUCGAGGGAGUCAGAAUGAUGCUGCUUGACGAUGGAGCCAACCCAUGGUCGCUGGCCUCCAGUGACCUAUUCUACGAUGCGUACUCACCCAAGGGGCUGUCUCGACAGGCCCUCUGUCCCUGCGCUGGAUCUCCCGAGACCCUCACCGUCUCACUCAGAAGACCGGUGUCGACCACUACAACAGGAAGAGGAGUAAUGUCCAUCUCUGGUCUCAGCUACGGAGUGGUUCGUGUGGAGGAACAAGGAUCCAUUACCUCUCUCACCCUUCAGGAUGUUGGACUUGUCAUGCCCGGAGCUCGUGUGGUGGUGGUGAAGGUGAGUGGACUGCCAAUCCUGUGCAAGACGGACGAGAUCGGUGAGAUAUGUGUCCAGAGCACGGCCUCAGGCUCCGCCUACUGGGGACUCCAGGGAAAGAGCACACACACCUUCAGGGUGCAGCCACUGAACGCAAAGGAGGUGGCCGUCACCACUGGUGUCUAUGUUCGCAGUGGACUCCUCGGAUUUGUGGGGAACGGAGGGUUGGUGUUCAUCUGUGGGACUCUGGAUGGUCUCAUUCAGGUGUCUGGUCGCAAACACAACACCGAAGACAUCAUUGCCACUGUGAUGGCCGUGGAACCACACUCAUUCGUCUAUAGAGGAAGAAUCACGGUAUUCUCCAUCAAUGUCCUGAGAGACGAGAGAGUGGUGGUAGUGGCAGAACAGCGGCCGACCUGCACGGACGAGGAGGCCUUCUCCUGGAUGAACAACGUGGUCCCUGCUGUCGAAAGCAUCCACGGACUCAACCUCUACGGCAUUGUCCUUGUGCACCACAAUAGACUGCCCAGGGGCUCCAACGGAGUGGUGCACGUCCAGGAGACCAAGUCACGGUUCAUAGACGGCACUCUUCACCCCGUGAACCUCCUCAUGUGUCCUCACCAGUGCAUCACCAACCUCCCACUACCCAAACCACACACCACUGUGAAGGGGGCGGCCCAGCUGAUGGGGGACAUGGUGACUGGUCGAGUCGCCGAGACCAAGGGCCAGAGCCUGAGCAUCCCGUUUGACGAGCAGGACGGAGCCGGGAAGUUCAAUUACAUCAUCGACGUCCUGGCCUGGAGAGCUCAGUCCUGCCCCGAGAACGUUCUCUUUUCGAUGGUGGACUCUAAGGGCCACACGACUCGCUCCAUAAACUGCAUCACGCUGCACAAGAGAGCGGAGAGAAUAGCGGCGUUCAUUGUGGAGAAGCUGAACCGAGGGAAGGCCAAGAUCAGAGGAGAGCAUGUGGCGGUCAUCAUGCCUUGUGGCAUCGACCUGGUAGCCACGUUCUUUGGCUGUCUAUAUGCCGGGUUUGUUCCGGUCACAAUUAGGCCGCCACAGUCCAACAACCUUCCGGCCUGCCUGCCCACCAUCAAACUGACGCUGGAGAUUAGCAACGUCCUGGGUGUCCUUACCACCCACAAUAUCGCCAGGAUUCUCAAGUCCAAGGAGGCAGCACCCCUGCUGGACUCAAAGUCCGUCCCGCCACUCAUUGAACUAGACGACGUCCCCAAGAAGAAGCUGGAGAGUCUCUACAGAGUCCCGUCCCCCGAGAUGAUUGCCUACAUCGACUUCAACGUCUCCACGACGGGCGUCCUUUCUGGAGUCAAAGUGUCUCACACAGGAGUGAUGGGAAUGUGCAGAGCCCACCAACAUGUCUCAGAAUUAUAUCCGUCCAGAGAACUGGCUCUCUGCCUCGACCCUUACUCCGGGUUUGGCCUGGUCCUCUUCAUCUUGUCCAGCAUAUACUCUGGUCACCACAGCUAUCUCCUCAACAUCUAUGACCUGGAGUUGAACGCCUCUCUCUGGCUCUCUGUCAUAUCGACCCACAAGAUCCGCGACACCUACUGCUCCUACACUGCCAUCGAGGCCUGCUGUAAGGAGCUCGGCAGUGCAACCGACAUGCUCAAGAGUCGAGGUGUGGACCUGUCUUGUGUCCGGUCGUGUGUGGUGGUGGGGGAGGAGAGACCACGCCUCUCCCUCCUCUCCUCUUUCUCGGCCCUCUUCUCUCCCCUCGGUCUCGGGAGCCACACCAUCUCCACCAGCUUUGGCUGUCGGGUCAACCCCAUCAUCUGCCUACAGGGUACUCAACACCCAGAGCCGUCCACGGUGUACGUUGACCAGAGGGCCCUGCGCGUGGACAGAAUAUCUGUGUUGGAGAGAGGAGCUCCCAACUCCGUCUGUCUCCUCGAGAGCGGGAAGGUGCUGCCCGAUGUCCGGGUGGCCAUCGUCCACCCGGACACCAAGGCCCCCUGUGCCCACACCGACCUUGGAGAGAUCUGGGUGUGCAGUCCUCACAAUGCCAGCGGAUACUACGGUCUCCGUGACGAGAUAAACGACGCCCUCUCGCUGGAGCAUUUCCGGGCCUCGCUCAACGGGUCUGGGGACAAGUAUGCCCGCACCGGGUACCUGGGGUUCAUGAUGAAAUCCGACAAAGUUGCACGGAAUGGAGCCCCACUGGAUGGAGUCUACAUCGUAGGUUCUCUGGAGGAGGCCCUCAACAUCAGAGGUUUCCGCUAUCACCCGGCAGACAUUGAGGCCACUGUCGUCCGCUGUCACAAGAACAUCAUCGGCAGUGCGGUGUUCACGUCGAACAAGCUGCUGGUGGUGGUGGCCGAGUUGAGAGGAGAAGAGAGAGAUGCUCUGGACAUGGUCCCCGUGGUAACGACAGCCCUGCUGGAAGAACACCAGCUGGUGACUGGCAUUGUCGUCAUCGUGGACCCAGGGACAGUACCAGUCAACUCACGUGGGGAGAAACAGAGAGUUCACUUGAGGGACUCCUUCCUCGGAGACCAGAUAGACCCUAUUUACGUGGCGUACAACUUGUGAGGGAACCGGCACAUGUCACCAUGAGAAAACUGUGUACACGCACCCUUCAGCCAGUCCUUACUACCAACCAACGCACGACGCACGCUAGACCUCGACUUCAUGUGACUUUCGAGACUGCACCAGUUGAUGCACAGACAGACACACGCAACAGAUUUGCUGUUACCCAUUUAAUGAUUUGUACUUUGGUCAUAUACACUCACACUCAUAAUUAUUAACCCUCGGCGCAGCGAGGGUUACGGUACUUGGUCUGUGUGUGUGUGUCUGUCUGUCAGCAGCUAUUCUCACACUAUAGGCUACGAGGCAGUCCGUGAGCGAUACCACGGAGUUCUACGGAGGCUUCACUUUUAUGGCGGGAGGUUUC
Messenger RNA from Geodia barretti, 5007 nucleotides. Lineage: Eukaryota; Metazoa; Porifera; Demospongiae; Tetractinellida; Geodiidae. The record is from the annotation of a GenBank genome assembly.